Pelobates cultripes (western spadefoot toad) is the source of this 6279-nucleotide messenger RNA. NCBI's taxonomy places the organism in Eukaryota, Metazoa, Chordata, Amphibia, Anura, Pelobatidae. The record is from the annotation of a GenBank genome assembly.
GUCAGAAUGGGACAGUGGGUUAGACUGAGUUGCCUUUUCUUGGUGUUACUGGUUUCUGGCCCAGAGUUGGCUGUUUCCAGGAAGCAUGUCCUAGCCAGGAAUCGGAGACAGUAUGACUCCUGGUGGGGGAGGACACCGUCUGGUUGGGGGUCCUCCAGGCUGAAUGUUGGGGUGGGUCAGUCCAGACAGCUGCAGACUCCUGUCCAGCAUCCUAUCAGUGUGCAAUGUAUGGAGGAUGCAAUGGUGGUAUCUGUAAAGCGGGAUCUCUAUGGAAAUGGGCGACUGGUGAAAGCCUCAGAUCUGAGUCUGGGUCCCAGGCAGUGUAUGCCAAGCUCCCAGAGUACAGCAACUACUGUGAUCUUCCAGCAGGGGCUGCAGGACUGCGGCAAUACCUUACAGGUGAGGAAACUUCUCUCUAGGUAUUCAUGAACUCUGUAUUUUGGUGUGUGUGUGACUUGAAAUUGUGAACUGACUCUUGGAUGUUGGAGAUAUAGGUGUGUAUCAAACGAAGGGGUGCUGCUGUAACAGUGCCUUGUAGUGGAUAUGGUGCUCCUGGUUUCCCAUUUUUAAGUCAAGUCCACUUUUUCCAAUGGAAAGCUAGAAGUUCUUCAGUUGGAAUGGCUUAUUGGAGCUUGUAUCUCUGCUGGAACUAACAAAAGCAGGGAAACCCCAGAUUUAAAGACUUUAAACUGGCAUGCCUGCUUACAAUGGGCAAGUGGGGCACUCCUGGUACCAUCACUACUGGCUAUGGUGUCUGGAGUGUUGCUUUAAAAUCCUUGAAGAGAUUCUGCAAAUGUAUCCUAUGGUCAUGUCCAAAGGGGCACAUAGUGGUUGAUCAGGGUACUCCAUGCAAAACCAAUUUGACCUGGACUUCAAACUUGGAGGCUCACAGAAGUGACCUAUGAAAAACUACCCAGUCUAAGCAUUUCCUUUGGCACCUCUCUCAAUACAAGUUACAUUUAAAGUGUGGUGGGCAUAACCAUGUGGUGUGUGGGUUUUUUUUUUUUUGUUUUUUUUUAAGACUUUAUACUGCAUAGAGAUGUGGACUGAUGACAUAUCAUGAAGGAGCGUAAUAGUAAAGGCUGCACAAACUAUAGGUGGCCCUUGAGUGCUGUGUGGUCCAGAUCUAUUGCAGUUCACUCCUUAAGGAUUAAAGGGAUCUAGUGUAUAGAGCAUACCCAUGUAGUGUCUCUGCUCAGUUCUUGGCUAUUUUAGCAUUAACUCACUCUUGUUGAUGUAUCCCUACCUACACCCCCACAAACUGACUCAGUCUCCAUCAGACUGCUUCAGGCAGACUGCAAGCAUCCUGUUCAUGGCUUUACAGUCCCAAUAUUUGGGUACUGUUCCCUGGUGUCCUGCUCUUGGGAACACCAGGGAUCUGUCACCAGCAAUCAUAGCUUGAGUACAUCACUAGUAGCUCACAUGUAGUUCAUGGCAAUAGCUCCCAGCAGGUUCUGGUGGAUGUGAAGCCAGGCUGACCCACCUAUUAACCCCCCUUUACCACCACCCACUGUUGAUCUGGUUCCUUGGACACUAGAGUUGGGAUGUAUGGACUAUGUGAAAGAAGUUAGGUUGUGCAUAUUGAGGACCAGCCUGUACAAUCUGCAUGCUUCCCCAGAAUGCCUGCUAAUGAAAACUGGGUUUAUACAACUCCACCAUCACUAAUCAAAUGAAGGCACUCUUCUAAAGAUUUGACACUUAAUCUCUGGCCUAUGUAUGGGAUUAGAUUAAAACUGUGUUCUGUGUACUGCUCCUUACCUACAACUUGCAGCCAUGGCAAACAAAUGUAGUGGUCAAUAUCGUGUCUUCUGCAGCUUAUUAAUGAGAAUGUCGGACAUCUUCAGUUUGUGGAGUUUCUUGUGUCUUAACAAACCUGAUUUUGUAUCUGCAGAUGACUUCAGACUGGCUGAUCUAUAGCACGAACUUGACCUACAGCCCAACCCCUUCCAGGAACAGUCCCAUUAUCCGUACCAACUCUGCUGUGAUUCCUAUCCAGUGCUACUACCUCAGGUGACCACCACUCUGUUAUGUCUCAAUCUAGCUUUCAGGUGAUAAUGCCUGUACUGGUAUCAGUCUGACAGUUGCUAGAGAUGUUACUCUGGUAAACACUGCUUUUCCAUCGUUACAAAGAAAUCAUUUUACCAGAAAAGGGACAUCUAUGAACCAGUUAAAGGAACACUAGAAGCACCCACACUCAUUGAAGUGGUCUGGGUGCCAUCCUUGGUAAUGUAGCAAUGCAAAACACUACCUUUUUGAGAAACUCAAAUGUUCACUUUGCAGUAAGACCGUCUCUAGCAACUUACUAAAGGGAGUCCCUUAAAUGACACUGGAUGCCCUCGCACUCUGCAUUAUGGUAUCUGUAAAUAAACUACAGAAAGUGACUCAAUGUUUUCCUAUGGGGAGGGCCUUAUGUGCUUGUGGCGCUCAACCCAUGCAUAUUCGCGUGUUUUUUUUUUUGUUUGUUUUUUUUCUCCCCCUUUCGGAUAUAUAUCGCGUUGGAAGCAGGUGAGUAAACUAACUUUUAUUCCCAAUACUAGAACCCCAUAAUUAUGUCUGUUUGGUACUUUAAGCUGCAAUAAAGGGUACAGCUUAAAGUCACAUAAAUAUUACCAAAAUAAGUACAAAAAGUAUUGUGCAAAACACUACUUAGUGACUAGUUUGGUCAACUUACAAAGUUGACUUUCUAAUAUCCGCUGCUGUGACACUACAAUAUGUAAUCUCUCACUACAAAUCCAACAGUAAUGCAGUGCUUGUAUAUGCACUGCAUGGUACUUUGUUUUGUGUGUGUAUAUAUAUAUAUAUAUAUAUAUAUAUAUAUAUAUAUAUAUAUAUAUAUAUAUAUAUAUAUAUAUAUAUAUAUAUAUAUAUAUAUAUAUAUGACAUCCACUACCAACUGAUCAGAUAAGUGGAGCUGCUGAAUACACUGCUAGCAGUCUGCAAUACAAUGAAUCCAGCGCUGGUUGCUAUAGUGAUGUCAUGGCAUCAGAGGUAGUAACGUUAGUGCAGAGUUGGUCUUCAGGCUUUAGUGUGCCCCAUUGAAACACGUAUAACCAAAAUGUCAGCCCCUGUGGACUUAACCUACAAACCUCAUUCCUCUUGCUCUUUCAGUCCACCCAACUGGCCUACUUUUGGCAAGGCUGUCUCAAUUUACAGAUCAUGUCCUACAUUUGGGGCCACUGGGGGAAGUUCCUCAAGCAUUGGGAACUAAAACUGCCUGGCUGACAUCCCCUUCAGUGGGUGAGCACAUCCAGUGACCAGCUGAAGGGUGACUUGUAUAUCUCCGUAUGUUGGGAGAGAUGUUAAUGUCUUCCCUGAAGGCGGCAAGCCACAAUAAAAACUGCAGCAUUAAAUGUCAUGAUUCUGGUACACCACUUCACAAUACCCCAUGCUUCGAGAAUGACAUCCAGAGAUGUUUUUCUGUCUUCUGAAAACCACCCAUUCCUAAUAUCAGGAUAAACUUAUUCUCCUGAUACUGGUUCUAACAUGUAAAACUCUAGUGCUGUGCCAGCCUAUAGCUGUAUAAAACCUGCUGCAGUAAAGGGCAGCAUCCUUGGUACAGUCUAGGACAAUUAUACACUGACUUCAGCCAUCCAAGUGUUUGUAUCACUCCUGCAUCCAGCACUAGGACCACACUUCAUUAAUGCUCUGCAUGGCUGGUCCUGAGUGAGAUGUGCUAUCAGGCUGUAGUGGUUAUGGUGCCAGAUGUAUCUUAGCACAUCCCAAAUGGCUCCUUCUACAGAAUUGGGGAGCAGUGCAGUCGUCGGCUGUGCUGUCACUAAUUAUAACCAUUUGGCUGAUCACUGUGGAAUGAUGCUUGGUGUAGAAUUUCUAUAAAAUACAUAAGUGACUACAUUCACUCGUGUAUAGCUGCCAUGUUAAGAAGGAUCUUUCAGAAGUCAAUAAAACUUUACCCACAAUCCAUCAGUCCCACAGUAGUCAAGCAGCAGAUAAAAUGGCUGUGCCCAGGUAUUGCUAUCUGGUGAAAAACUUGGUGAUUUAAAGUCAAGCUGAGUAUUAUCUAAGAUACCGGGUGUGUAAGGAAAGUCAGACAGCUCUUGCAUGUGUGAUUGGGUGUAUAAUUGUCUGCCCUACACGUAAGCUCCAUACCUUUCUGCCGGUUUGUAAAUGUAUGAGGUGAACUGCUGCACUUGUAACAUAGCUACAUGGUCCUUUUAUUUUGUAUUUGUUUUUAAAUCAGAAACUGCUCUGGUAAACUAGUCUGUGGAGUACAUAUGAUCAAUGGGGCCCUGGUGUGAAAACUUAUCCAUGGGCACCCACCCUGUUGCAGAGUUCCGGAGUGACAGGCCUGAUUGCACCUGCAACCGCAGAAUGUACGCCACAGACUACUGUAGUGGGAGUUGUACAAACAAAUCUCCCCUAAUAGUUCUGGUGUAGAUCAUGCCCAUGCAGUCUCAUGGUUCUAAUCCCUGCCAUUUAGUGAUGCAAUCACUUUGUUUGUUCAGCCAGUCACAGCUCCUCUGGGAGACUCAGUCAAAUGGUUUAAUUUUUAAACUGGAUGUGAAAGCACAGUACAACUUCAAAUCCGCUUUUCCUGCUCUAAUGGCUAAGACACCAAAGGAAAGCGUGGAUUUGAUAGACAUGUCUUCAUGUAAAGCCUGAGUACAUCAGCAGUUUCAGAGUCAAACUUCAUGAAAUGGGAGCACCUCUAGUUUCUCUGAAAUGUAAUAUUUCAGAUUGUAGUAUUAAAAUGACAGUGUACCCUAACAACUUCAAUGAGAUUACCUGGUCUUGGUCCCUUUUUAUUACAGUGUUUACUGAAGUCAAAUAUGCAGACUACUCCACGGAGGCUGUAUGAGUCACAGCCAGAGGGGGUUUAGCUAGGGAUGCAUAAACAAGAGUACUCCUUUCUCUGCCAUUUGAGUAAAAUCAGUGACUUCAUUUCUAAAGCUAAAAUUCUGGUGCUUGGUGCACUUUAAAAACAUUAAUUCAGAACUUACUGAAAGCAAUGUAAUGAGAUAUUCACAUAUUUAUUUUUUUCUGCAGACAUGGCAAUGUGAGCAGCAAUGCCAUCAAACCAACAUGGAUUCCCUUCAGCUCCACCAUAUCUGCAGAGGAACGUCUGUCCUUCUCAUUGAUGCUGAUGAAUGGUAACUACUGGCUGGAUGUUAUGGGUGACUUGUGUCUCUGCUGUCACUAACCCCAUUCAAUGUGUAACCUUCCAGAUGACUGGAGUGCUCCACGGACAUCUUCAAUAUUCACUUUAGGUGAUAUAUUCCACAUAGAGGCUUCUGUUGACACUACAAACCAUGUGCCUAUGACGAUCUUUGUGGACAGCUGUGUGGCAACAUUAUCCCCUGAUGCCACCUCCAGCCCUCAUUAUGAGAUCAUUGCUCAGAAUGGGUAGGUUAUGCCACUUGUGGUAUUGUGGUAGCUGGUAAUACCCCUUCUAAACCAGUCUGUGCUUUGCAGGUGUCUGUUGGAUGGCAAACAGGAGGAUUCAUCCUCUGCAUUUAGAUCCCCAAGACCCACACCAGACCGGCUCCAGUUCACAGUUGAUGCCUUCAGAUUUGUUGGAUCUGAUAACUCCAUGGUGAGUAUCUAGUCAAAAGUCUCUGUACACUUUGAGAAACCUCCUAAAUGUAACCUCUGUUUGUAGAUCUACAUCACCUGUAACUUGAGAGCUGUUGCAGCAAGUCAGGUUCCUGAUCCCAUGAACAAAGCCUGUUCCUUUAGCAAAUCCUCCAACCUGUAAGUAACGACAACCUCAAGCAGGGUUGUUGGCAACACUGAGGCUUGAGGACAUAGCUGUUAGUAAACAUUCUAACUGAGGCUAAAUCCUCAAAUGGAUUAAUGGUUUUUCUUCCUUAGCUGGACUGCUCUGGAAGGAAAUAGUGCCAUAUGCAGCUGUUGUGAGACUGGAAACUGUGCUACAACUGGUAGCAGCCGGAGACUUAAUCCAUGGUAUCCUGGACAAAGGGGUGUUGGCAAGAGAGAAGUUCCAUCUGGUGAGUUAAAUAAUGUCAAGAUACAUUUAGUGCAGUGUGAUGCAUAACUGGACUGCUACCUCUUGGGUAACUUCAAAUCCGCUGACCUGUCAGCAUGUACUGAAGCCUACUUGUUUUCACAGGACCUCUGUCAGACCAAGAACACAAAUGGACGACACUGGGACCUCUGCUGGUGGUUGGUGCGGAGCAGAGCCAGGCUCUUGCUGUGACCCAAGAAUCUACAAGUGUGGAGCUCUGGGUGUUGGUGACCCUUGGUAUCCUGAGUGUGGCUGUCAUUGUGGUUGGAGCUCUUGUAGCAUUUAUUAUGAAGUAA